AUGGAGACGCGCGGAGCUGCUCAACGAGUAACCAAUACUACACUAGAUCAAGAAGGAGUAUUCAACGAGAGAUUGAACAAACUUCGUAGGUCUAUUGCGAGCUAUAGGGGUUAUUUAACUCGUCUGUAUAGAGAGACGGAUGAGCUCAUGCGGAACUAUGAUAAUUACAAGGAAGUAAUAAAGAAACGUGAGGAUUUAGAUAAAGGUUUUGCAAACUUUAAAGAAGCAAGUGACAAUUGUGGCCGAUUCCUUAUUAAAGACGAAGAAAAGGAAGCCAUGGCGAGUCAAUUGGACAUUGAAAUCAGGCGUUAUCAAGAAUUUAAGAUUAGAUACUCAGACUGGCUGGGAAAGUUCACUCGAAGAGAAAACCGAUCAAGUGAAACGGGUAUGCAAAUUUCACCGAACAAAUUUGAAAUGCAAACAAUAUCUCGUGAUGAAGCUCAUGAAGCGGAACUGCAGACAAAGGACGGGGGCGAUUCGUUGAAUUCUUUAACUAGAAGUGACCGAAUGGCAGACAAUGAAACCGCGAAAACAACCAGAGAACGGGAUAGUUUAUAUAAAGACAGUGCCUUGCGAGUACCAAGCCUGGGGAAGCAAAAAUAUUUGUCAAACUAUUCAACUCAGAGCCCAAGAAGUAAGAGCGAGGGAAAACCAUGGUUCGAGAACGAGUCGAAGAAGUCUAGUCAGAGUAGUGGGAGAAGUAAACAAAGUCAAAAGCUGGCGAUGUCUCGGUUGAAGUUAAAACGGCUCGAAGAAAAGGAAGAGCUCCUCGAAAGACAACAGAAACUAGAAGCUGAAAUAUACGAACGAAAAUUAAAAACAGAAAUGGCAAAAUUGGAAUUAAAAGGUGAAAUUAUCGACGCUCGAGCAGAAGUUGAAAAGUGUGCAAUUGAAUCACAAUACUCCGUUGAUGAUGGUGAUUUCGGACGUGACGCAGAUGAGCGACUUCCAGAUCUAGAAAGACAGACUUUACAACAGACCAUGGAGAAGUUUUUGGGAUCCAGUUGGACAGAGAAGCAGGUGGAAGAAUUCCCAACACCGAGUCGAUCAAAUCCUCCGCCGAUAACUUUAGCGAGGAAUGACGGAGGUAUUCAUCCUGAAAUUCAGCGUUUACUCGAAAGACAGAGUCAAGUUAUCGAAGGUCAGAAUACUACGGUAGAAAAGCUGACAUCUAGUCUUGACCUGCCGAAGCGUGAAUUUUUGUGCUUUGAUGGCAACCCAACAACGUAUUUGCGAUUUAUAAAAAACUUUGAAGUGAAUGUAGAAAGUCGGGUACCUGACGAAACAGUUAGACUUUCCUAUCUUAUUCAAUAUACCAGCGGGGCAGCUAGACAAGCUAUUGAGAACUGCGUGAUCUACCCGACGGAUGUUGGCUACGAGAAAGCCAAAGAAAUUUUACGUAAGAACUUUGGUCAAAAACAUAACAUCGUACGAGCGUUUGUUGAAAAAGUUGUAAAAGGACCGCAGAUUAAAUCCGGUGAAACCGAAAAGAUGAUGCAAUUAGCCCGUGAUAUGCGCAACUGUUUGAUGAAUUCAAUGCAAAUGAACUACAAGGCGGACAUUAAUUCGUUGGAUACGUUGAUGAAGGUGGUGAAGAGACUUCCAUCAUAUUUGCAGGCGAAGUGGGCAGAUGUCUCGGGUAAAUUAAUCCAAGAAGAAAAAGAACCCGAAUUUGAACAUUUAGUUGACUUUGUGGAAAAGUAUGCUGCGAUAGCCAAUACCACAUUUGGUAAACUGGUCGGAUCGAAGCCAGAAGGAGAUAUCAAACCAAAACCCAAAGUAAGGGAACCUGUUCUUGAUUCCGGCAGAGUAUCAACAUUUGGAACACAGCAUGCUGAAACACAGACUGGUGGUGAUAGUUCGAAUGAUCAUAAAUCGCAGCAAAGAAGUAGGCAGUGUUUUCUGUGUGGAGCAUCGAAUCACGACUUGGAAAAAUGCUACAAGUUUAGGCAGAAGUCUUACCAAGAACGAUUAGAAUUUACUCGGACAGAAAAAUUGUGUCACAAUUGUUUAAGAAAGAAUCAUUUUGCAAGACGAUGUAGAUUGGGUCCGGCAUGUAUGCUGAGUGGCUGUAAUGUUCGACACCAUUCCCUUCUUCAUUUACCAGUUAAUCCACCAGAGAGUUCACCCAGCUCUGAAAAAGAUCAGGAAGAAUCCCCUCAUCGUAGUAACGAGGCCGGAAAUUCUGGACAUUGUGGAGUGGCAGCGAAGAAGAAACCAAGGGUAUGUUUAAGAAUACUUCCAGUCAGAAUCACCAACAACGAUGGCACUCGUCAAGUGGAUACGUAUGCCUUUAUUGAUAACGGAUCAGAUACGACACUUUGCACGAACAAUUUAGUAGAAAAGCUUCACCUGAAACAUAAACCAACUGAAUUUUCCCUAACAACGGUCAAUGCUCAGGACAAGAAGAGACGUGGUCUAGAAGUUGAGCUGAAGGUGCAAGCUUUGAAAGGCGAAGGCGAACUACAAUUAGAUCGUGUAUGGAGUGUUGAUCGUCUACCUAUUUCAGAAAGAAGUAUCCCUGAGGUGGACGAUAUUGGCCAUUGGUCUCAUUUGAAUGGUAUCGACUUCCCCGAGCUCGAUGACAAAGAAGUCAGUAUCUUGAUUGGAAGUGACGUUCCGGAAGUUCAUUGGACAUUAGAGGAAAGACGGGGAGGACCUAAAGAACCAUUGGGAGUCCGUACCAUACUUGGCUGGACGCUGUUUGGUCCUAUAGGAAGUGGAACUAGUACGGAAGGAAAUGUUAAUUUCGUACAAAUCGAUCAUGGUGAAGAAAUAACACAUCAGUUAGAACGAUUAUAUAACAGUGAAUUCAAUGAUUUACCCUUGAAUGGAGAUAAACCUACGUCGAUCGAAGACCGUCGAGCUCUUACUAUUAUGGAAAAAUCUGUACGACAAGUCGAUGGUCACUAUCAGAUAUCUCUACCGUGGCGUUAUAGUCCACCGUGUUUACCAGACAACAAAUUAUUGGCUGAGAAGAGACUCCAACAACUUCAAAGGCGAUUAAAGUAUGAUGAACAACUGAAACAGAAGUACCGGAAUGUUAUUGAUGAUUAUGUCGUCAAAGGUCAUGCCAGAAGAGUUCCUGAGGCUGAGAUUGACUCGAAUGAUAAACCCCUUUGGUAUCUGCCUCACCAUCCUGUAUUACCUGCCAAGAAGCCAGGAAAAGUCAGAGUCGUGUUUGACUGUUCGGCACAAUAUAAGGGAACAUCGGUCAAUGAUCAGCUAUUAAGUGGACCAGAUUUAACAAAUUCACUUGUUGGGGUUCUACUUCGCUUCCGUCAAGAAUCGAUUGCUAUGAUGUCGGAUGUUGAACAGAUGUUUCAUCAAGUCCUUGUAGAUCCAAAAGACCAGGAUGCCUUCAGAUUCUUGUGGUGGCCAAAAGGUGAUCUGAAAACGAAAGCAGAAGAAUUCCAAAUGCUGGUGCAUUUGUUCGGUGCCACCUCAUCGCCAAGCUGUGCAAAUUUUGCAUUAAGGAAAACAGCCGAAGACAAUCGAAAGGAUUUUGAUUUAUCAGUUAUCGAGACAGUGAAUCGUAAUUUUUACGUAGACGAUUGUCUAAAAUCAGUAGCGACGAUUGAAAGAGCACUUCACUUGGUAAAAGAAUUACCACGGUUGUUGGAACGAGGGGGAUUUAAUCUUACGAAGUGGGUAUCGAAUCGUCGAGAAGUUACUACCGCCAUACCAGUAGAGAAAAGAGCUUCUGUGGUCGAUUUAGAUUUGGAGAAAUCGCGGAUAGAUCGAGCCUUGGGGGUUCACUGGGACAUAGAUAACGAUACGUUUGGCUAUAAAGUUGGAAAACGUGAGGCUGUUGAUACGCGAAGGAAGAUUUUAUCGUUAGUCUCAUCAAUAUACGAUCCUUUGGGUAUUGCUGCGCCAUUGCUGUUACCAGCCAAGAAGAUCUUACAAGACCUAUGCAGAAAUCUGAUUGGUUGGGACGAAAUAAUUCCGCCUGAACUUUCCGUGAAUUGGGAGAAAUGGAUUGAUAAUCUACCUGGUCUUGAGCGACUUGCCAUUCCACGUUGUUUGAAACCCGAAACCUUGGGUAGACUUUCUUCCAUUCAGUUACAUUAUUUUGCUGAUGCUUCGGAGAUCGGAUAUGGGGCAGUUUCGUAUCUUCGUUUGGUCGACGUGUCGGGAUCCAUACAUUGUGUCCUCCUGAUGGGAAAGUCGCGUGUUGCACCGCUAAAAUUACUUACUAUCCCAAGAUUGGAACUUUCUGCAGCCACAGUCGCAGUUAAGCUACAUAAGUUUAUUUCGUAUGAGUUGGAACUACCGAUUCACGAUACAGUAUUCUGGACGGAUUCUACCAUCGUCAUACAAUAUAUACGGAAUGAAGCUAGAAGAUUCCAGACCUUUACGGCUAAUAGAUUAGCACUGAUUCAUGAGAUCUCAACACCUAACCAAUGGAGACACGUUCCCUCGGAAUGGAAUCCUGCAGAUUCAGCGUCUCGUGGGUUGGAGAUGAAUGAUUCAAAGAAACUUCAACAGUGGCUUAAUGGACCCUCGUUUUUGUGGGAAGCCGAAUGUUUCUGGCCAGAGCAACCUGCUGACUUGAUUGAAUUAGCUGAUGAUGACGAAGAGUUGAAGAAGAAGUCUUUCAAUAUACACUCUGUUACAGAUCAUGAUGGUGUUUAUAGUUUGUUGAACCAAUUUUCCACUUGGACGAAACUUCAAACCUCGAUUGCCUGGUUUCUUCGUUUUAAGACAUUUAUACUCGCUGCGCUUAAAAGCUCGAGAUCAAGAAAUAUGACUCGUGGACCACUUAGAGUUUACGAACUACGUCACAGCACACAUGAAAUUGUUCGUUUGGUUCAAGAGUUGGCAUUUCCCAAGGAACUAGAACUUAUUCGGACUGGUAAAGGCGACAGCUUGGGUAAAGUUCUUCGAGGUACAGGCUAUUUAAGUCCAUUGAGAAAGCUUAAUCCGAUUAUUGUUGAUGAUGUCCUGAGAGUUGGUGGUCGUUUACAGAGAGCCUCGAUUGGUUACAACGCUUCUCACCCAGUGAUUCUACCUCAGAAACAUCCAGUGACCCAGUUGAUAAUUAACCACUACCAUCAGAUGGAAGGCCAUGUUGGUAGCAGCCAAGUCUUGGCCACAAUUAGACAAAGAUUCUGGAUUCUGCAAGGUCCGAGUGCGGUUAAACAAGUAGUGCGGAGGUGCUUUACGUGUCGUCGUUGGAAUUCACGCCCGAUAGAGCAAAUGAUGUCUCCGUUGCCAGAAGCAAGAGUCACUCCAGAAGAACCAGCAUUUUCGUCAGUUGGUAUCGACUAUUUUGGCCCACUCUUUGUGAAAUUAAAGCGAAGCGUUGUCAAACGAUAUGGAUGCGUAUUCACUUGUCUUGUUAUCCGGGCUGUCCAUAUCGAGGUAUCUUACGAUUUAAGCACAGAUUCCUUCAUACAAGCCUUUAUGAGGUUCGUCAGCCGACGUGGUCCUCCUACCAAGGUCUUCAGUGACAAUGGUACAAAUUUUAAAGGUGCGGAAACCGAGAUAAAGGAAGCUUUGACAAAAUGGAAUCAGGAUCGUAUUUCUCGUUCUUUGAGAAGUCGUGACAUUGAAUGGAAUUUUAACCCACCAGCUGCAAGCCACGCGGGUGGUGUCUGGGAAAGGAUGAUCCGAUCAAUCAGGAAAAUAUUGCGUUCGUUGAUGACAGAUCAGUUGGUGAAUGAUGAAACUCUUGCAACAAUUUUGGCAGAAGUCGAAAAAAUCCUCAACGAUUGGCCUUUGACCCGACUUAGUGAUGAUCCUAAUGAUUUAGAGCCAUUGACUCUGAAUAAAUUGUUGUUAUUACGUCCAAAUCCUUGCUAUCAACCCGUUGAAUUUGGCGAAACGACUUCAUACAACAAGAAAUGGAAACAAGCCCAGUAUCUUGCCUCCAUAUUUUGGAAGCGUUGGAUUAAGGAGUACUUACCUACUUUACAAGAACGUCAGAAAUGGUUACGCCCUAGACGAAAUGUUGUUCCUGGUGAUCUCGUUUUAGUCGUGCAAGAGAAUGUUCAACGUGGACGGUGGCCGAAAGCUAUAGUUGAAGAAGUAUUCCCUGAUGAAUAUGGUCAUGUUCGCCAUGUUAUAAUAAGGACUGAAACUGCGCGAUUACGACGUGACGUGCGGAAACUGUGUUUGUUAGAAAGUGCUAUUUAAUUAGAGACG
Paramuricea clavata is the source of this 6150-nucleotide messenger RNA. NCBI's taxonomy places the organism in Eukaryota, Metazoa, Cnidaria, Anthozoa, Malacalcyonacea, Plexauridae. The record is from the annotation of a GenBank genome assembly.